Molecule: messenger RNA, 447 nt
Organism: Penicillium brevicompactum
Lineage: Eukaryota; Fungi; Ascomycota; Eurotiomycetes; Eurotiales; Aspergillaceae
Product: putative arsenate reductase (Arc2)
Exons: 3
Coding region: 1-447 (148 amino acids)
Cellular component (GO): nucleus; cytoplasm
Molecular function (GO): protein tyrosine phosphatase activity
Source: RefSeq, a predicted model, not a curated record
AUGUCUACCGAAACGCCAUGGCAUGCGGCAUUCCCCGCUCCGAAGAGUACACCACCUUCUCUAUCACGAGAAGAGUUACUUGGAUGGAUCCGAGAGGGUAAACAAGCCGGCAAAGACUAUGUACUUGUCGACGUGCGUCGGAAUGACUACGAGGGUGGCACGAUCAGAGGCUCGUUGAACUUGCCUGCCCAAAGUCUAUACCCUACAAUUCCGACAUUGUACUCUCUCAUAUCAAACAGCAGUGCGGAAUACGUGGUUUGGUACUGCGGUUCGUCUACUGGUCGGGGUACGCGUACCGCUGCUUGGUUUGCAGAUUACCUCCAAGAGAAGCAGGAUCCGAAGGUUAAGAGCUUGAUUCUUGCGGGUGGAAUUAAGGGAUGGGCGGCUGCUGGAGAGGAGUUUACUUCGUUGAUGGAUGGAUAUGAUGCUUCUGUCUGGUCGAAGUAA